AUUGCUUUAACCUGCGCUCACCGGGAAGAUGACUCCACUCGCGUCCUGCUGAUGCAACCGGUUCGGACUGGACUGAUGGAAAUAUUAAUGAUGACACCAGAGGGAAAGAAACCAUACUCUCAGACCGAUUUGUUAGUACAAGAACCCCAAACUUUCAGCUUGAUCAGUCAGACUCAGAUGAAAGCAGUAUAUUUCUUUCUACGUGUUUAUAUUGUUAUUUUAUAGCUACCGUUAGUUAUCGUCAUUAUUACGCUUUCUCAUUGCUUCAAAGACCAGCUUUACAAAAACAGAUCCUUCAUUUGUCCCCUAUGACCCGGAGAGCUUCCAGGAACACCACCUCCAGAAGCCAUAACAGAUCCCAGAGCGCAGCAAUAACAUCAGCAUCAUGGCUUCAAAAGUGCUCGAUGGAGGCUGGGGAUGGGCGAUUGUUGCGGCUUCCUUCAUGGCCCAGUUCCUUGCUUAUGGAUCACCCCAGUCUGUGGGUGUACUCUACCCUGAGUGGCUCCAUACAUACCAGCAAGGCAAGGGCUUGACUGCCUGGGUGGGCUCCCUUGUUUCUGGAGUGGGACUAAUAGCCAGUCCUAUCUGCAGCGCCUGCGUGGACAACUUUGGCGCUCGCCCUGUGACCAUCUUCAGUGGUGUAAUGGUGGCUGGCGGCCUGAUGCUCAGUGCCUUUGCUCCAAAUGUUGAAUUCCUUAUGUUUUCCUAUGGGAUUGUGGUCGGCCUGGGUUGUGGUCUGGUCUAUGCAGCCACCUUGACAAUCACCUGUCAGUAUUUUGACAAGAGACGCGGCCUCGCCCUUGGCAUUGUCACCACAGGCACAAGCGUUGGAGCAUUCAUCUACGCCACUGCUCAGAAUGAGCUCAUCAUGUUGUAUGGCUUGCAUGGUUGCCUCCUUAUCAUUGGAGCUUUAGCACUAAACCUCAUGGCUUGUGCUGGCUUCAUGAGGCCCCUCAAUAUGCCUGGGUACUACCUCAAACAGAAGGCCGCCCUCGAGCGCAACACAGAAGAGCAGAUUUUUGAAAAGCCCCAAUUGGGAGACCUGAAGAUGACUGCAGGUUCUACUACAGCUACUCCAGAGAAAACACUGGGUGUGAAGGAAUUGCUCAUUACCAUUGAUGCCAAGGACUUGGCCAUUCAGACUAUGAAGAAAAAAGGCAGCUUCUUUUCUGGGUUUGAUAUCAUAAAGGUCAUCAAAGAGAAACGGCAGGCUUACUCUAAGUACAUCCACUCCAUGUCUGAGAUCCUGCAGGACCAAGUGAUGGUGGCUUUCUGUAUCGGUGUCUUCAUGUUUAGUUUAGGUGCAUUCCCACCUGCGCUCUUCAUUGAGGAUGUGGCACAGAGUCAAGGACUCAUUGAAGAAGUUAGUCUAAUUCCUUUGGUAUCAAUAGGGGCCAUUGCAGCUUGCGUAGGUAAACUAGGGCUAGGUAUCCUGGUGGACAUCAGGUGGAUCAACAGCAUCUAUCUCUAUGCCUUCACCAUGUUUGCAGGAGGUGUGGCACUGCUCAUUAUUCCUCUCACUAACAGUUAUGUAGGACUGCAGAUCCUGUCUGCCAUUGUGGGUUUCGCCAAUGGAAACUGGUCUCUCACCUCCUACAUUACCACUAGAAUUGUUGGCUUGGAAAAGCUGACACAAGCCCACGGCAUCGUCAUGUUCUUUGGAGGAUUUGGGAUCAUACUUGGGCCCCCUGUUGUAGGGUGGUUCUUUGACUGGACACAGUCAUAUGACCUGGCGUUCUACUUUAGUGGGAGCUUUGUGUUGCUGGGAGCAUUCCUUCUCACUCUGCUCACCCUUCCCUGCUGUAACGGGAAGCACCCCGAGAAUGACAAACCGGAGGUCCUUUAUAGCAGCAGCUGUGACAAAGUUGCUUCAGUAGCCUGAGUCUGAACACCUUUCACAAGAUUUCAGAUAUUAUUCAGCAACUUUCUUUGAACUCCUAGAAGAAUAUUUUUGUUUUGACUGUACAGGGGUCACCCACUUAUUUCUGGUGCCAGAUAUUAAUACACCAAAAUUAUUAAAUAGAGGCCAUUUCUCUGUGCUUGGCCCAGUUUCUCAGGUUAAAUCACACACUGCAGAUCUCUUUUGAAGAUUUGAUUCUGAUGCCUGUGUCGACUUUUAUUACUGCCUCAUUUUACGAGGUAAACUGAACAACAUUGUUCAAAUUUGAAACACUGAUACUCACUUUAUUGUUAGUCUGAAAAAUAAAGACAAGGUGCCAUUCAUAACGCUGGUAAAACAAAUCUUUGUAAAUUUGUUCUGUGUUAUUUUAGCGUGAUGACAAACAUAUAUAACUUUUUUUUUUCAUGAUUACUUAACUAUAAUACUGUUAUAUCUUACCAAAGCAUCCGUAAUAGUCAAUACCUGUCAACACAUAAUGCCUGUUGGAACAAUGAUAAAGCCUUUGUUUUACAUGAUUUUUAAAGUGCAUUCACUUAAUUUAUACACGUACCUCUUUUUUUCUGAAUCAGACAGAAGUAGACGAAGUCAUUCUGAUUCAAAAAUAUGUAAGCACAAGAAGGAGAUCCCAUUGUUUUUCCAACAAUAGCAGCAUGUUGAUUCUCUUUCUGGUGUGAUUAUUAUGAACUCUGCUGGCAUAUUCGCCUGACCAGGCUGGUCCUUUUCAUUUUCAUGUUUUGUCUGUCUAUGUUUAUGUGUACAUUCUGUCUGUCAGUGUUCACACAGGCAUGUUUGUACAUGAACACAGGUUGUGUGUUUGUAUUAUUUGACCUUGUUUUUUUGUAAUACAGCAGGUUUGUCCUUUGUGCGUGUGCCAUUUAUAUGCACAAAUCAGCCAUAGAGCUGUAAAAAUGUUUUUGCUUAAUUUGAUGUCAUCAUAAUUGUAAUGAAUACAUUGCAAUAGGCUUUUUUUGGUCACUUGAAUGUUGGUGAAUAGAUCACUACAAAUACCCUUGAUGUUUCUUAACAGUAAGUUGGGACUAGGGUUUGCUUAAUUUGCUUUUUAUAUUUGUAGAGGGUACUCAUAGAGCAUGGGUUAGGUCCUGUUUAUAUGGAUGAGACUGUAAGAUUUGGCCACUAUUAUUAUUAUUUUUUUAUUCCAUUAUUAUACUAUUUAUGUUGUUUGU
Messenger RNA from Pundamilia nyererei, 3084 nucleotides. RefSeq names its product monocarboxylate transporter 9. The transcript has 6 exons. The record is from RefSeq and is a predicted model, not a curated record. Gene Ontology annotation, molecular function: monocarboxylic acid transmembrane transporter activity. Gene Ontology annotation, biological process: transmembrane transport; monocarboxylic acid transport. Bases 386 to 1882 code for a protein of 498 amino acids. NCBI's taxonomy places the organism in Eukaryota, Metazoa, Chordata, Actinopteri, Cichliformes, Cichlidae.